UGUGGUUACUACGACCAAGACUUACAUUGUGACUUAUGAAAAAACUCAACAAAAAUCCAGUGGAAGGCUUUUCAGCAGGUUUAAUAGAUGACAAUGAUCUCUACCGGUGGGAAGUCCUUAUUAUUGGGCCUCCUGAUACACUUUAUGAAGGUGGUGUUUUUAAAGCUCAUCUCACUUUCCCAAAAGAUUAUCCCCUCCGGCCUCCUAAAAUGAAAUUCAUUACAGAAAUAUGGCACCCCAAUGUUGAUAAAAAUGGUGAUGUUUGCAUCUCUAUUCUUCAUGAACCUGGUGAGGAUAAAUACGGUUAUGAAAAACCAGAGGAACGCUGGCUCCCUAUCCACACUGUGGAAACUAUCAUGAUUAGUGUCAUUUCGAUGCUGGCAGACCCUAAUGGCGAUUCACCUGCUAAUGUGGAUGCUGCGAAAGAAUGGAGGGAAGACAGAAAUGGAGAAUUUAAAAGAAAAGUUGCCCGCUGUGUAAGAAAAAGCCAAGAAACUGCUUUUGAGUGACAUUUAUUCAGCAGCUAGAAAUUUCACUUAUUUCAGGGUCUCCAAUUGAGAAACAUGGCACUGUUUUCCUGCACUCUACCCACCUAUUGCUGGACUUCUGUCGCAACAAGUUGGCAAACACUGGCUGGAACUGGGCUGCAAUAAAACAUGCCAGUCAUUGAUGCUGACAAGAGCCUAACAAGUGCCAACUUUCAAAUGAUUACGCAUUUUGAAUUCUAAUGAACUGUUUUAACCUUCAGGAAGAAUUGUAAAGACCUGUACAUAGCACAACAUGAUCCGGAUAAUAUAUAUACUGUUCAUGUACAUCCACAUACACACCUGUACCAAAUAAUGCUUUCUUGUAGUAGAAUAAGAAUCGUGUAAAUUCUAAAAGAUUUUAGCAGGUUUUCUUUCCUUACUCAUUGUUUCUUAUCAAUUUUAUAAGACUCCUUAAAGCAUGUCAGAUCAAAAGCAAUUAGGAUUAAAAGUUUCCAUUUAAUUUCCUUUAAACCAUUAAGGCUUCAUUAAACUCCUUUCACUUACUAAACUUUUCUAUCUUCUUUGUUUUGACACACUCCCUUUUGCUUUUGUUUCUUCUGCCAGAAAGUUCUCAAAUCAUUUAGUUCGAAUACUGAAAUAGUUAAUAAGCAGUGACUUGAUUUUUAAUGAUGACGCUAGAGGAGUGGUCAUCACUAGGUGCUUUGUCCUUUUUGUAUUCUAGUUGCAACCUUGGAUUGGAUGUAGCAAUAAUAUUUUCUGGCUGUUAAGAGCUCUUGAACCCAGUCAUUAUCCCCAAGAACUAAAAAAACACUGUUGGUUCUAAAUUCAAUUUACUGAAAUUUACCACAAACAAUAGAAAAUUCUUGUUUGGUUUUAUUUUUGCCCUCAAUAACCCAAUAUUAAGGGUGGAUAAAUAAAGCAUGCAUAGCUACUGGCUUUUUACUUCUGGGUUUGCUAUUAAAAAUGCUAUUUGCCCUCACACCCUUCUUAGUCCUUCAUAUUUCUUUGCCUCUAUUCUUCUAUACUGCAGAUUUUUCCUCAACUAUUGUACAAAGAAAUUUACGAUGUAUAUUUUCAUGUAAUUUGAUUUUGGAAUUCUGUCACCUUAUGUAGUGAGUUCUUCCAAAAUACAAUUUUUUCCCAAUAAUUGUCAAGUUGUUGUUGGCUUUUAUUGUAUUGAAUGAAGGUUAUAAUACUGAAUGCCAGAGAAGUGCAGUUUAGAAAAUCUCAGGUUGAUUCCUUAUGCAAACAAACUUAAUACUUGAAAAUCACAUGGCCAUGGCAGUAUGUAAAUUGGGUUCUAUCUAGAUUCUUAACAUGAAUCUAAAAAGCACUACAGGAGUAAAUGGUUUGCUAUUUGACAUACAGAUUCUGUCACUGACAGCACUCUUGGAUUUGAUUAAUGUCUGAGCAUAAGUUUCAUAUUAUAAUUUUAAAAACAACUUUAAUUAGCAACUGAUAAAUGAGUACUGCAGUGUUAGAGAGGGGCCUAGGCUUUUCUCUUUUUGUUAUGAGGUUGAGAGUGGGAAGUAGUGUUUGGCAUAUAAGGGGUAGAACUUGAGGCAUCACCAGAUGGGGCAUAGUAAUUGAUUGUGAGAAUUAGUGCAUCUCUGCUCUGCAGGGCUUUGGCAAUAAUGCUCUGGCAGAAGAGUUCAAGGAUUCUUGCCAAAGUCUAGACCUCUGUCAAAUUCUUAUGUCCUUUUUAAAGUAGAAGUGAAAUGGUUCAGGUCACGUAGAGACUGAAUUUUUUCCUAAAUACCAGUCUGUUUUUCACUCUGAAGUAUUGUAAAAACCAUAAACAAUAUAAAAAACAGUAAUUGUAAAAAUUGAGUUGAUGCACUGGAGCCCAAUUUUCUUUGAUAAUUUGGUGACUUAAAAAAAAAAACCCCAAAACUGUAAAAAUUGUUACCCCAAAGUGCUAGCACUGCACUCCUACAAGGAACUUGAAAUGCAAUCCUUUUUACUCAGAUCAGAAAUUGUUCACAUAGUGGUUGCUUGUGGCAAGAUGGAGUUGGAAUUUUCUUCUCCUAUUGCUAUAAUUCUGCCAGCAAUCUGUUAAAAACCUGGGAUUUGACUCCUCAACGAGUAGCUAAUGACCUAGUACCUCAGGGACAACUAUUUCUGAACUGUAAGUGCCACUUUAAUACAGUUGGUUUGGUAUAACCAUGUGGUUACUUAGGGCUAGAUUUAGGGGAGUGGAAGAGCCAGAAGUGAAUGCCUCUCUCCUCACUCUUUCCACCCUGUGCCCUGACCAUGCUACAAACAGAAACACAGGCCUCAAUGGAUGUUAGGACUUCUUUUCCUCUGUCAGAGAUAUCAUCUGUGCCUUUCCCAGUGUUCAUCUGAUAAUGUGAACUUAAAUGCCUCUCUGCUAUUAAACUCACUCGGGUGACACUGAACCAGGUGGUUUUUGUCCCACCAGUGCCUCAUCAUUAAUGUGAGGUAAUUCUUCUCUGCUUUAGGAAAAGGAUUUUUCCCUCCUAACCUUGUGCCAAUCAUCAACAUCUACAUAGUCCUUUGGGUUGUAGAACUGUUGGCUGUUUCCUGAAUUUAUUCCAAGUUCUUGUAGAGGUUUUUAUAGAUUCAGUCUGUGUUCAUAAUGGAUCUCUCAGUGGCUUUCUGGCCACCUCUUGAGUUAAAAAUCCGCAUGAAUUUGAUUUCCUUGUCAUUAUAAACCUUGUAAGUUCAUGAGGUUAUUCCACUGGUUCUGUGAUCACUUGGGGUGUCAUGGUUAUCUUUAAUGGCCUUUAUUCCCAGUUGUGAAAUUUUAUAUGCUCACUCACUCUACAAAUCUGCCCUCUUUGGGUUGUGGUGCCUGUGUAUCUUGCCCGUCUGGUCUCCAGUUGGUGGAAUUACCUUUUUUGUACUGCCACUUCUCAGCAUCUUUGAAAAUUUGACAUAAUGUUGCUUCAUUCCAGUUUUCUUUCUUUUUUUUUAAGUUCUGUAAUUUGUUGAUUGUAUUUAACUAUGUGAGUUUUGUUGUGAUGUUUACUGUAUUGUAAAGCACCUCAAUCAUGUGAUGGGUGCUCUAUAAAUCAAUAAAUGAUGACUUAGAGGCUGUAUCA
Messenger RNA from Fukomys damarensis (Damara mole-rat), 3553 nucleotides. It is a transcript of the gene Ube2g1, whose product is annotated as ubiquitin conjugating enzyme E2 G1. Gene Ontology annotation, molecular function: ubiquitin conjugating enzyme activity. Gene Ontology annotation, biological process: protein polyubiquitination; proteasome-mediated ubiquitin-dependent protein catabolic process. NCBI's taxonomy places the organism in Eukaryota, Metazoa, Chordata, Mammalia, Rodentia, Bathyergidae. The record is from RefSeq and is a predicted model, not a curated record. The transcript has 6 exons. The coding region runs from base 36 to 509 and encodes 157 amino acids.